This is a messenger RNA of Prinia subflava (tawny-flanked prinia), 3749 nucleotides long. RefSeq names its product pantothenate kinase 1 (gene PANK1). The record is from RefSeq and is a predicted model, not a curated record. The coding region runs from base 606 to 1952 and encodes 448 amino acids. NCBI's taxonomy places the organism in Eukaryota, Metazoa, Chordata, Aves, Passeriformes, Cisticolidae. The transcript has 7 exons. Gene Ontology annotation, molecular function: ATP binding; pantothenate kinase activity. Gene Ontology annotation, cellular component: nucleus; cytosol. Gene Ontology annotation, biological process: coenzyme A biosynthetic process.
CAGUCACAAGAUUAUCAGUGCUGUGCAGGGAAAGCCAAGAUCCUAAAAAAGCAUGAGGUCAAACACAUUCAAGGUCACAGUAGUGCCUCUAAGCUGUUGAGUGACACGUGACAACGUAGACAAAAACUUGAACGUUCCUGCCGAUGCAUAAGUAACUUUGAGUCAGGUACAAGGUGUACCCGAGGCACCGAGGCCUCCGAGACACAGCUACCUGGGUCACAGGGGUGUGCGCCCGGGUACGCCGAAGCGAAAGCGACACCGCGGCCGGUGCCGGGGAGCCCGCUCAGCGCGCAGGGUCCGGCCGUGGCGGUGUGCGGGUGGCCGUGCCCCGCCGGCCCGGCCCGGCGCGGCCCCGCUGGCGGCGGCCGCAGGUGCGGGCGCGGCCCGGGAGCGCGCACGCUGCCGGGCGGGGGGGUCGCCGCGUCCCCGGCGAGGGCGGCGGCCGCCCCUCUGCAGCGCGCUGCGGGCAGGACGCCUGCGCCGUGCGGGGGGGCGGGCGCCGCAUCCCAGCGCUCGGAGCGGCGGGCACGGGCGCAGGCAUGAGCGGAGCCUUCGCCGCGCCCCGCCGGACCUGAGCCGGGAGACAAAGGGGAGAAGCUGCCGCCAUGGGCGAGCAGCUCCGCGCCCAGCCCGCCGCCCCGGCGGGGCCGCCGCCCGCCGCCGCCUCCUGCUCGCUGCUCGGCGGGCUGCUGCAGAACGGCUUCCACCCCUCGGGCCCGCCGCUCAGCAACGGCGGCUGCGGGGAGCCGCCGCACCCGCUGCUGCUACGCCCGGAGCUGCCGCCGCUCAGCCACGGCUCCCCGGCCAAGAAAUGCAGGCUGCGCCGGAGGCUGGACUCGGGCCGGCGGCACAGGCCACCAUUCCCAUGGUUUGGAAUGGAUAUCGGUGGAACGUUGGUUAAACUGGUCUACUUUGAACCCAAGGACAUUACUGCAGAGGAGGAACAGGAGGAGGUGGAAAACCUGAAAAGCAUCAGGAAAUACUUGACCUCCAAUACAGCCUAUGGUAAAACUGGCAUCCGUGAUGUCCACCUGGAACUGAAAAAUUUGACUCUGUGUGGACGCAAAGGGAACCUGCACUUCAUCCGCUUUCCCAGCUGUGCCAUGCACCGCUUCAUACAGAUGGGGAGUGAGAAGAACUUCUCCAGUUUGCACACUACGCUCUGUGCCACGGGAGGCGGAGCGUACAAGUUUGAGGAGGACUUUAGAACGAUGGCUGAUCUACAGCUCUAUAAACUGGAUGAAUUGGACUGUUUGAUCCAGGGCCUCCUUUAUGUUGAUUCUGUUGGUUUCAAUGGCCAACCAGAGUGUUACUAUUUUGAAAAUCCUACAGAUCCUGAACAGUGCCAGAAAAAGCCUUACUGCCUUGAUAAUCCAUAUCCUAUGCUGCUGGUUAACAUAGGCUCAGGGGUCAGCAUCCUAGCUGUAUAUUCUAAGGACAAUUAUAAAAGAGUUACAGGAUCCAGCCUUGGAGGAGGAACGUUCCUGGGCCUGUGCUGUUUGCUCACUGGCUGCGAGACGUUUGAAGAAGCGCUGGAAAUGGCCGCGAAGGGAGACAGCACCAAUGUGGAUAAGCUGGUGAAAGAUAUUUAUGGAGGAGACUACGAGCGGUUUGGCCUUCAAGGAUCUGCUGUAGCGUCAAGCUUUGGUCAUAUGAUGAGUAAAGAGAAGAGAGAUUCCAUCAGUAAAGAGGACUUGGCCAGAGCUACUUUGGUCACCAUCACCAACAACAUAGGUUCUAUUGCUCGCAUGUGUGCAUUAAAUGAGAACAUCGACAAGGUGGUGUUUGUUGGCAACUUUCUCAGAAUUAAUAUGAUUUCUAUGAAGGUGCUAGCAUAUGCUAUGGAUUACUGGUCCAAGGGACAGCUAAAAGCUCUGUUUCUGGAACAUGAGGGUUAUUUCGGAGCUGUUGGGGCUCUUCUAGAAAUGCUUAAAAUGACAGAUGAUCAGUGAUGAAGCUGUCUGAAGAGAUUCCUACUGCAGAUGCUGCUGGGUAAGAGUGAAAGCCACUACAAGGAUGGAAAUGAAGCCAUUAUGGUAGUUCUACCUGCUGGAUUUGUAAAUAAUUUAAAAUCCUUUUACCUGACCUUUAAUUUCUGGGUUUUGACCUUAUACUUCAGAAUUCAUAAUGGGAAUUAAAAGGUUUUUUUCUGUACACUGUAUUUUUUAGGGGGAAAAUGUGCAAAGUGGCCAAACAUACAGAUUGUAUGGAUUUAUUUUAAAAAAUGGAUACUGUUUAAUGUAGAACCUGUGAUAUGAAGCAUCUGCUUUUCUUCUGGGGUUUACUGAUUAGUGUGGUAAUUUUAACUUCAUUUAGUAAUCACUCUAGGAGAUUUUUUUAUCUUAUUUUCAUGACGUUUCAUGAUUUGUUCUUGGUUUCAAAUGAAACUACAAAGCUGAUGCAUUUUACUGUGAAAACUAGUCACUGAUUUGUUUGCCUUUCCUUUCCUCAUUAGAUGAGACACUUUAAUAUCUCUCUGCCCCCGCACCCCCAAAAAUGAAUUUGCAAACCAUUCUGUGGCUAAAUGUGUUUCUUCAAAGGAACUGUGAGGAAGCUUAGUAACAGCAGGGAGUUUAAGAUUGUAAUUUUUCAGUAGUCAGGAAUUGCAACAGGAAGAGACUGUCAACUGGUUUUGUAGGGCUGAUUCUUCUCUAGAAUAAAAAUUUGAAAGAAGAUGUGAAGUAAAAUUUCAAUUAUUCAAUUGACACUAAAAUGAAAAUCUGUUUCUGAUUAAAACCUCUGAUCAACAUGAAGAGUUCUGUAGUAAAGAUGUUAUUCACACUUGGUAUUAGAUGGCAUAGAGAGAUUGUCUUCUGUUAUUUUUCUGUAGUCUGCAAGUUUUAACUUGUUCUUAAUUGAAAACAACUGAUAACAUUAAAAGCCCAAUUACUAAAAUUAGAAAAAUACUGACUGAAGUAUUUUCGGCUGUUAAACUAGUGUUAACUUUCCCUCCAGGACACUAAAAUUUCACUGUUUACUCCAAUAGAGUAUUUUCUACCUUUUCUGAUUUGUGGACCUCUCUAGAUUCUUUUUCCCAAGUUGAAUUGAGAUCCCUUUGCAAUCCAUGUUCUUAGGUUGCUGCAGAGCAUGUGUAAACUUGCUUUUCUUGGACACCUUGAGGGUUCACAAAUGAGAGGCUGAAAAACAGUUCCUAAAUUAUUUUGUCUUGCAAAACUGUAUGUGAUGUCACAUAAUAUAAAUGACUCAUCAAAGGGACAGUAUAAAAUUCAGGAUAUUUUUGGAAGGGGGUGUAUUUCACUUUUUAAAGUCAUUAACUUACAUAUCUCCCAAUUGUUGAAAGAUGGUAAUAUUGACUGAAGUGUUAACUUGUCUGAUGGAAAUAAAGACCACUACUGUUUGGACAGUUUUAAUGCAUCUGUGGAAUUCAUUUCUUGAAAGCAAUGAUGUGACACACAACACUUUUUUUGUGACAUACAUGACUUAUUCCCAUGAUAAUCAUUUGGUUCUUGACAUGUUUUUAAUAUUCAUAACAAAGCUUUAGUCUUUGAAGCCUUUUGCCUGCUUGAAGUUGACUUUGAAGGACUGUAAACAAAAAUAUGAUAUAAUAUUAGCAUGUAAUGUUAAUAUUAGCAUAUUAAUAUUAUCAUGAAGUUGAUAUUUUCUGUAAUAUUGAGCUUGAGAUAAGUGCAGAUGACUCUACUAAGUGUCUCUAUUUUUUUAAUAAAGAAAAGAAAACUUUGAUUAAGGUUAUUGGAUAAGUUUUGCCUAUGAAUAAAGAUUCACUUGUG